GCGGACAGCCAGAGGGGCAGCCAGCAGCGUGCGAAGCGGGAGCCUGGUCAGGGUGAGAGCACAGGUGGCCAGCCAGUGGUCUGGGAGGCCUAGAGGCAACAUGUGUGGCACCUAAACUCCUCAACCUGGCAAAAGGGGGCCCUUCCUGAACUCCGGGACUAAAACCCUAAAGCAGCUGGGAGGACUCCAGGCUACCUACACAUCCUGGCCCAGGCUGGGACCCGUGCAGCACCUCCCUGCUCUGUGCCCCUUCUUGCCAGAAAUCCACCAUGGAGAGUAAGGGUGAGGUCAGCGACACCGACAGCGGCAUCAUCCUGCAGUCUGGCCCUGACAGCCCAGUCUCCCCAAUGAAGGAGCUGACCCAUGCAGUAUACAAGCAGCAGAGGGCCCUGGAAGCGCGGCUGGAGGCCUGCCUGGAGGAGCUGCGGAGACUCUGCAUCCGGGAGGCGGAGCUGACAGGGGUCUUGCCAGAAGAAUAUCCCCUCAAACCUGGAGAAAAGCCCCCGAAGGUCCGCCGCAGGAUUGGAGCAGCUUACAAGCUGGAUGAGUGGGCCUUGCACAGAGAGGACCCCCUGAGCAGCCUGGAGCGCCAGCUGGCCCUGCAGCUGCAGAUCACCGAGGCUGCACGGCGGCUGAGCGCGGAGGAGAAUCUCAGCAAACAGCUGCGGCGGCAGAGGAAGCAUGCGGCCCUGCAGGAGGAGAAGAAGCUGCGAGAGCUGCAACGCAGCCUGGGUGAGCGGCGGCGUAACAGCGAGCCCCCUCCUGCCACGGCUGUCCAGGUGCUGGGCCAAGAGCUCAGUGCCUCGGAUGACAGCUCACUGUCUGAUGGGCUACUUCUGGAAGAAGAGGACUCCCAAAUGCCAAAACCUCCCCCAGAGUCCCCAGCUGCACCGUCCCGGGCUCUCCCACCCCAGAGCCUUGAGGGGUUACAGCCAGCAGGCCCUGAGCCUGGGACCCUGGAACGUGCCCCCAUCCAGAACAGCCCUUGGAAGGAGACCAGCCUUGACCACCCCUAUGAGAAGGCCAGGAAGUCUUCUGAGCCCAGCAGUGAGUCCAGCAGCCUGGCCACCACACCCCAGGAUGGACCCAGUGCCUCCAGCCUGUGGCUGCUGGAGCCAGCCUCCUACCACAUGGGACCCAUCCCCAGUGCUCCAGGACAGCGACAGGGAUGUACCAGUGCCCCAGCCACUCCUGAGAUGCAGGGGAGGCGGGGCCAGUCACAGUCUCUGAGGGUGGAUUCCUUCCGCGCUGGGGCUGAGGGCCGCGGACGCAGCGCCUUCCCCCGCCGACGCCCCACUCACUACACCGUCACGGUGCCAGACUCCUGCUUCCCGGCCAGCAAGCCCCCGCUGCCCCACUCUGCCUGCCACUCCUGCUCCGAGGACAGCGGCUCCGACGUCUCCAGCAUCUCCCACCCCACCUCGCCGGGCAGCAGCAGCCCCGACAUCUCUUUCCUGCGGCCCCUCUGCUCCCCGGAGCCGCCUCGCCACCACGGUCCAUGGGGACCAGCCUGCGGCAGAGAGCUGGUCGCCCACUACCCCAAGCUGCUGCUGCCCCCUGGGUACUUCCCGGCCGGGCGCUACGUGGUGGUGGCUGAGAGCCACCUGCGGCCUGGCGAGUGGGAGCUGUGCCGCGCUGGCCUGGUCCCCGCGUUCGCCGAGGAGGGCGCCGCCCUGCGCUACCAGCGGCUCGUGCCCGCACACAGCCGCAUCGUGCGGACGCCGUCGCUGAAGGACAGCCCCACGGGCCGCGCUCUCAGCAAGGCCGCUGUCUCCGAGGAGCUGCGCUCCUGGCACGAGCGUGCGCGCCUUCGGAGCAGCCGCCCGCACUCGCUGGAUCGCCAAGGAGCUUUCCGGAUGCGCAGCCUGCCUCCUGGGAGAGAGGGCUUUGGGCGAGCCCUGGGACCCCGAGCGCAGAUGCCCACCAUGUGUGUGCUUCGGAGAGCACCUGAUGGAGCUCCUGUGCAAGUCUUUGUCCCCGAGAACGGCGAGAUCAUCAGCCAGGUGUAGCUCCAUGUCCAAGUUCCUCAGCCACUGCUGGAAAAGACUAUUUCACUGUGGGGCCAGGGCUGAGCCCCUCACCCUUCCAGUGCCUCCCUCAGCUCCCCCAACCCCAUCGCAGGCCGAUGAUCUGGAGCUGAGUCCUUUCUUGUUUGGGUUUUUUUUUUGUACAAGUUUUUUUUUUUUUUUUUUCAAAUGUUCUGACCUGAGGAUUUGUAUCUGUGAUUUGUCCACAACCUCCCCAUAAUAUGAUUACAUCACAUCCCCAGAGUGGCCUCUUGGACUUAAGGCCUUGCCUGCCUGAUUACAUCUGUCUUCUUAGGCAAGGCAAAUGUCAGCGAGGGCCACCCAGGGGUCCUCACUCUGAGCUGUUUCUGAGAAAGAACAUCCCCAGUGCUGUGGAGCCUGGCCAUGACCCACUCUCAUGCAUGGGUUUCUCCGCCAAUUCCCAGGUCUCUGGGUACCUCAGACUGGGGAAAAUGCUUCUUUCCCCUUUGUAAUGUGCUCUGUGAUGCACACAAGUGGUAGUUCAAGAUCAGUAUAUGCUGGUGGAGUCAUCUCUUCCUCUACUCCACUAUCUUCCUGACCCCUGGAACUAGGGGUCCCAGUCACUGUCCUCUCUUUAUGCCCUUGGGCUUCUGGGCCAGGGGAGCACCAAAUUAGAACCUCAAGGUCCCAGACUGGGUCCAGCCCAUGCUGUUGGUUGAUGGGGAGCCGCUCACCAUUGGACCACCAUGGCCAGGUAUCAUGAGGGCUAGAGGCACUACUCCUCCCUCUGACAUCUUUUUAUUAUGGUCCUAAAACCAACACCUUACAAAUAUUUUUGGAAAGGCAUCAUUUUGGUGGCAUGGUGGGGAGUGGAUGAUGAGAGCUCCUUCAGUCACAUGUCUUCUGUGAGCAGUUCUUGUUUAUGCACAGGAGUGCUUUCUCCUGAGUCCUGACAAAAUACUGGAUUGUAUUAGAGGACAUUAAUGACUUGUCCCAUCUUCUGAGAUGGAAACCCUGGAAUCACUAAGGCUGCUUAAAAUCCCUGGAUCCUAGGCCCUCCCUUAACUGACAGAUGCCCAGAGAGGAUCUUGCCUAGAAGAAGUGACAGAUGGUGUAUGGAGUGCUGAUUCCCAUUUUGCUCAUGUAAAACUCUGUCCAGUGAGUUCUCGGGACUGGACAGAUCAUGAAUGUAGCGGAAGACUCUGAGAACAUGCUGCCCAGGCAGAGGAGCUGCUGUCCCCUGGGACACAGUGACAUAGCUGAUCACAGAGGCUGCUGAGGGAAGAACCAGGGUGGUGUACUGGAGUUGGGGAAGAGAGUGUAACCCAAGGACAUAGCAGUGGCACUCCUUUCACUGCCCUUGUCCCCUUUUAUAGUAGUCUCCACCUUGGGGCCCUCUUCUCCAUUAUGCUUGAGUAGCUUACUCUGAUUUAUGACAAGCCCCUCGCCCACCGCCACCCCAUCGUUCAGCUACUACAUCCCCAGUGUCUUCCAUGGAAGCCCAAGCUCCUGGGCCUGAGCGUACUUAAUAUUAACUUAUUGGUCCUACAGAAGACAUGGUACAGUUGCCAAGUGGCCCUGUCUUCAGCUGUAGGGCUGGAACGUGGGUCUUAGUGCCAAACACUAAAA
Molecule: messenger RNA, 3617 nt
Organism: Octodon degus (degu)
Lineage: Eukaryota; Metazoa; Chordata; Mammalia; Rodentia; Octodontidae
Gene: Inava
Product: chromosome unknown C1orf106 homolog
Exons: 10
Coding region: 270-2009 (579 amino acids)
Biological process (GO): positive regulation of protein ubiquitination; adherens junction maintenance
Source: RefSeq, a predicted model, not a curated record